Molecule: messenger RNA, 1762 nt
Organism: Galeopterus variegatus (Sunda flying lemur)
Lineage: Eukaryota; Metazoa; Chordata; Mammalia; Dermoptera; Cynocephalidae
Gene: KBTBD11
Product: kelch repeat and BTB (POZ) domain containing 11
Molecular function (GO): protein binding
Source: RefSeq, a predicted model, not a curated record
AUGGAAUGCACAGUGUUAAAAUGGGCCAACAGUGACUCACUAAAAGAAGGGGCAUACCCUGGAAAAGCGUGUGAAGCUAGAAACCCCAGACUAACGAUCGACCUUGACAGGCAUGCAGGGCUGCUGAACAGGAGGCGGGCGUGCUCGGCAGCCAGACACAGCCCUCCCAUGGAGAACUCGGUGGCCCCCUGCGUCCUCUACCCAGGGGGUGAUCGCGUCCGCGGGGCCGAACCUGGGGGCACCUUUGCCCAUGGGGCGCUCAGCCAGGCCGGGGCGCAGGGAGGCGCUCCCGGGACUCCGGGAGAGGGCCGCCUGCAGCAGCUGGACUCGGCCGGGGGGGAGGGCGCCGUGUCCCCGGCGCAGACACCCUGCAGUCUCAGCGCGUCCCUGUGUUUCAGCUCCGGGGACGACUCCCCGCCGCAGUCCCAUGACUCCGCGGCGGAGGGCGCAGCGGCCUCCCCGUGCUCGUGUCGCAGCGGCCAGCGGGUGGUGGAAAGGCAAUGGGAAGUCAGCAGCGCGGACGCAGGUUCCCCGGAGGAGCGCGCCUUGUCAGAGGAGCCCACAUCCCCGGAAGAGCCCGUGUCCCCCGAGGAGCACGCGUGCCCGGAAAAGCCUACGUCCCCAGAGGAACCCGUGUCCCCCGAGGAGCGCGGGAGCCCUGAAGAGCCCGAGUCACUGGAAGAUCCUGGGGAGCUCUCGUCUGAACUUUCUACCUCUAACAGUGAACAGCUGCAGCUGCUGGCCCUGGACGGCCACCUGUACGCCGUGGGCGGCGAGUGCCUGCUCAGCGUGGAGCGCUACGACCCGCGCGCCGACCGCUGGGCCGCCGUGGCCCCGCUGCCCCGGGGCGCCUUCGCCGUGGCCCACGAGGCCACCACCUGCAACGGCGAGAUCUACGUGUCCGGGGGCUCACUCUUCUACCGCCUGCUCAAGUACGACCCCCGGCGCGAUGAGUGGCAGGAGUGCCCGUGCAGCAGCAGCCGCGAGCGCUCCGCCGACAUGGUGGCCCUCGACGGCUUCAUCUACCGCUUCGACCUGUGCGGGGGCCGAGGCGACGCCCAGGCAGCGGCCGGGCUGGGCGGCGGGGUCAGCGUCUUCCGCUACCACUGCCUGGCCAAGCAGUGGAGUCAGUGCGCCUCGCACCUGCGACCCCCGGGCGCCGCUGCGGGCCUGCAGCCCUUCCGCUGCGCCGCUCUGGACGGCAACAUCUACUGCGUGAGCCGCGCGGGCACCUGGCGCUUCGUGCCCUCCCAGGACGGCGAGCCCAGCCAGGGCGGCAGCUUCGAGCCGGAGCUGCUCGGAGCCCCCUUGGACACCCGAGGGAUGCUUUUCCCGUUUGUGCUCAAUUUGCCCGAGAAGCCGGACAGAGGGGAGCAGGGCGCCGUGUAGGGCGGGCCGGGGACAACUGGGUGUCUCCCUCGGGCAGCCCCGGGACCAAAGGAGCGGCUCCAGUGGGCUGACAUCUGAAAUGGGAUGGGGGGUGGCGGGCAAAGGGAGCGGAGGAGAGAAGGGAGAGAGUCGCGGGGGCCACUCUGGACCGUUUAAACGCUUUGAAAGUAGCCCUGAAGACAACUUUGCAAUGCUGUUCUAAGGGCCGCUUUCCUCUUCUGCAUUCCUUUUUGCUUCACUUUUGCUUAAUGGGGUCGAUGGCGCAAGAUGCAGGGUGUGUGCAAAUAGAUUACCCUGCGGAUAAGACACAGGAUACCGAAGAGAGAAGGAAAUGGAAUCAAAAGAUUAACCUUCAGGGUACAGUGGGUGGGUA